This is a messenger RNA of Lucilia sericata (common green bottle fly), 854 nucleotides long. Its product is annotated as arrestin domain-containing protein 3-like. Bases 45 to 854 code for a protein of 269 amino acids. The record is from RefSeq and is a predicted model, not a curated record. The transcript is spliced from 3 exons. Gene Ontology annotation, cellular component: cytoplasm. NCBI's taxonomy places the organism in Eukaryota, Metazoa, Arthropoda, Insecta, Diptera, Calliphoridae. Gene Ontology annotation, biological process: protein transport.
AUUUGUUCAAUUACAACUCUUUUCAACCAAUUAAAUAAAGCAAAAUGGUUUUAACUGGAAAAAUCGUAUUAGACAACAAUAUCAAGCACAUUUUCUCAGGUGAUGAUAUAAAUCUUACAAUAGAGAUAGAAAGUCAAGAAGAUAUCUUUAUAGAUGAAAUACUUCUCAAUUUUCGUGGCGAAAUUAAUGUCAAAUGGGAGGAUUUAAUAAAUAAACCUAAAGAUGGUAAAAUCAUCUAUAUCAUGCAACAGUUUCAAGGUCAACAAAUCUGUGCAGAUAAACAUAUUACUAUCAAAAUUUUCAACAUACUUAGCAGAGGGAAAUAUCGGUAUAAUAUCAUGUUAAGUAUACCUCCUCAAAUACCGCAGAGUGUUGAGAGGAAAUAUGGUUGCAUCAAAUAUUAUUUAGAGUUGCGUGUUUAUCACAAAUUGGGAAUGGAUUUUGUAUAUAGAAUGCCUCUUGUUAUAAAACAAGUUUUAAAUAUUUGCUCUAAAUCGGAGUAUAAGCAACCUUUUCGAACUGUAUUCCAAAAAUCCUACUGCUGGGGCUUCUGUAAUUCUCAACCUCUUCAGGUCAUUUUAAAUCUACCCACCUGUUCCUUUGUAGCCGGCGAUUCUAUUAAAUAUUUUGUUUCAAUACAAAAUUGUACAAAAUUCAUGGACUUACAGCGCCUUUCAGUUAUACUAACACAAACUCAACACUAUAAGGCAUUAAAGCCCAAAGAACGUAUUAAACAGGUCCAUACUACCCUUAAUCUUAUGAUGCAUCAUUUCAAUAGACAACACCAUAAUAGAAAGUUUGAAGGUUCUUUAAAAUUGCCUCAUACCCUUAUACCGACAUCUCAAGAAUCAUAA